Molecule: messenger RNA, 2212 nt
Organism: Hyaloscypha bicolor E
Lineage: Eukaryota; Fungi; Ascomycota; Leotiomycetes; Helotiales; Hyaloscyphaceae
Exons: 3
Coding region: 99-2075 (658 amino acids)
Molecular function (GO): ATP binding; metal ion binding
Source: RefSeq, a predicted model, not a curated record
CGCAUUUCAAAAUUAAAGAUUACCAACAUGUUGUUUUACUCAUUUCGUUAAAUGGUGAAACGUGCGGAACAGAUCUUACACCUGUUUUUAUAGACUCAAUGUCUCCCCCACAUCAGAGACCCAUAAGGCGCCUUCUCGUGGCCAAUCGGGGAGAAAUUGCUACACGAAUCAUAUCAACAGCCAGGGAAUUAGAUAUUGAGACAAUUUCAAUCUACACCUCAUCUGAUGCAUCUCACACUUUCGGCUCCUCUCAUUCCGUACAGCUCACUUCCCCAGCAUCAUUUCUAGACAUUUCAGAACUCAUCACAAUUGUCAAGAAGCAUAGAAUAGACACUGUUCAUCCAGGCUACGGUUUCCUCUCGGAAUCGCCUGAGUUCGCUAGACGGAUGUGGGAUGAGGCUGGCGCUCUCGUUAUCGGACCUGGGCCUCGUAUUCUAUCGAGAACGGGUGACAAACUACAGGCCAGAAUCCUCGCAGAAGAAUGCCACGUCCCAGUACUCCCCGCUCUCAGAAUGCCCACUAAUGAGAUAUCUGAGCUUUGGAAAUUUGCUUCUUCAGUUGGGUACCCUAUUAUUAUCAAGGCUGUCGACGGCGGCGGCGGACGAGGGAUCAGGAUUGUUCAGAGAGAUGAAGAUUUGACUUCGCUGGCAAAGAGAGCGUUGCAAGAAAGUCCAAGUGGGAAAGUCUUUGCUGAGAAAGCUGCCGUUGAUGGAUAUAGGCAUGUUGAGGUGCAGAUUAUCGGCGAUGGGAGGGGAAAUGUGAGGCAUCUUUGGGAGAGGGAGUGCAGCAUUCAAAGACGAUUUCAAAAAGUCGUGGAAUUUGCCCCGAGCUCGAUACCAGAUCGAAAAUUGGUCGGGGAGGUGAUCCAUGCAGCUUUGAGCAUGGCGAAGAAGGUCAACCAUUCGUCCCUUGGAACUUUUGAAUUCCUCGUACGAGCAUCACCCCCAGAAUUUUACUUUCUAGAAGUCAACCCCAGGCUCCAAGUCGAGCACACCAUAACUGAGUCCAUUGCCAUGGGCAUCAACCUCGUGAAAAUGCAGCUUCUCCUCGCUCAAGGACAGUCCCUAUCAGAAAUGGGCAUCUCCCACCUUUCUGAAAGCCCCGAGACACCUGCGCCAAUAUACUCUCUCGAACUCAGGGUGACCGCCGAAGACGCAUCCAAUGAUUGGACGUUAAGCGUUGGCAAGAUCAACUCAAUUCGAUUCCCGGCUGGAAAUGGCAUCAGGGUCGAUAGCCAUCUUCUCCUUUCACAAGCAACAGUCAUUGGAACGGAUUUCGACAGUUUGAUCGCGAAGAUCAUCAUCACUGCGCCAACUUGGGACGAUGUUGUCCGAAAAGCAAAGCGAGCUCUGGCAGAUACUCACAUUGAAGGUGUCAAGACAAGCCUGGAUGUCCUCCGAGGCAUCGUUGCUAGCGAUGCUUUCGCCGUUCAGGGCUGUGAUACACAGUGGCUGGAAGCAAAUCUCCAGUCUGCCGUAGAAUCAGGAAAACGGAUUUCUUCUCAACUAACCAAUACUUCUACCGCCACAUUGAAUAAACCAAGUACUUCAGUACCAGUAUCAUCAAAUGUCCUCUUCCGCAAAGGAGACGCCUGGUCCAUCUCCCUCACUCCUGAAGCGUCCCAAUCAGAAACAACACUAACACCAGCACCCUCCCAUCUCCAACUAACCCGCAUCCACCGCAACGAAUUCCCAACCUCUCUCACAGCGUCGAUCCUCUAUACCACCCCUUCCCAACAAACUCCGAUCCCGUACACCCUCACCCUCACCCUCGCCUCAACAACCGCAUCUUUCGGCUCUCUCUCCAACGCUGCCACACACCGGCGCGGCGACCCGGGGAAUCAGAACCAUGUCAUUACCCCGUUUGCAGGGAGGUUGAUGGAGAUUUUGGUCGAUGUGGGAGAUGAGGUGAAGAAGGGGGAGACGGUGGCGGUUGUGAGGCAGAUGAAGAUGGAGUUGGAGAUUAGGGCGAGUAAAGGGGGGCGAUUGGGUUGGGUUUACGAGGGAGAAGCGGGGGAUGAGGUUGGUGAAGGGGUGUUGUUGGCUGAGAUUGAAGGGGGAGGUGCGAAGUUGUGAAGGGUGCGGCAUACUUGAAGCUAGAUGGCGGGCUUUAGACUCCAAACACCAGGAAAUGUUCUAAAUAAAGACAUCCAAUCGAUAUCGUUAUACUGGAUACAGUCGAGUCUCCACAAUGGAAGAUCUUCCUUGACUCC